Messenger RNA from Bipolaris maydis ATCC 48331, 1311 nucleotides. RefSeq lists its product as uncharacterized. Lineage: Eukaryota; Fungi; Ascomycota; Dothideomycetes; Pleosporales; Pleosporaceae. The record is from RefSeq and is a predicted model, not a curated record.
AGACUUCCAGUCGUCUUACGAGCAUACGCACGUGUUUUCUUUUUCGGGACCAGCCGCACAGCCUCGGUUUAUGACAUCACCACGAACAGUCACAAACCAACUCUUGGGGGUUCCCCUGACACUGGAUCCAACUUCCUGUCCACAUCCAUCAGAACCAUGUCUCGCAUAGCGAAGCAAAACGAGCAGAUUCGCCAGAUUCUCGCUUCCGUAGAAAAUGGCACUCAGCGGAUUGACGAAAUGGCAAAAAUUAGAGGGUGGUUUCGUCCAAAAGAUGGAAGUGGGGCUUAUUCGGCCGUGCAAGACUAUCUUAACGAGAGAAUCGACUUGAGCGAAACGGCAUCGCUCUUGUUCGGGCCUAUUGAUGAGAAGAUCAACUCUUCCCACCUAGACGACGUAGACUUCAUGGACCUUUGGUAUAGCAUCAUUCACUCAGCACGACGCUUGUCAUGCCGUGAAAAUGCAGAGUCUCACAACCACGACAAACUAGUUGACUUGAUCAAGGCGUUCAAAGAGCACUCUAUACCAAACAACGAAAUCUACAACUACCUCUACAGCGAAAUGACGGACUUCGGAAUGGCCUGUCGCGAAGCCUACAACGACGCUCCAGUUGCUCACGACGGCUUCUUCGACCAAGAGGUGGAAGCAUGGGCAAACAUGAACUUCUUCUAUGCUCGCGUAACGCAAAAGGGGUUGCAGGAUCUCUGGAUAUAUGCCAUCUACUCGAUGCGAGCCGCACUUGAAACACCCCUCGUUGACGACCCCUCUGCGACGGCCAAUCAGCAAUACGACGCAUACGUCCCCGCUGCCGCCGCUUGGAUCUUCGGAAAUGGACGUCAACUCUUCCGCUUAGAAAGGGACCUUACACCUGCCGAUCCCAAGCAAGGUAACCCCGCACGAGGCGGGGAACUGUGGAAAAGGAGGGCCGAGUUUAGCAAAGACCGAUGGGCGCUGUGGAAGGAGAGAUUUGCUGCGGUCGGGAAGAUGGACGGCGUGGCGGAAAAGACCAGGAUUGCCGCGAGAGAUGCGGUCGAGAGCAUGGAAAGGAGCGAGACUUACGAGCCCAUGCCAAGGUAGUGCAUGGCUUUUGUCCGUAUGUCAUGAUGUAUUCUCUUCGGCAGAUUCGCAUGUAUGCGCAGUUGACGGGGGUCUUAUCAAGAACUGUGAUGUUCCUUGCGGAAAGAUGUAUCCGCGUGCACGAUCAUUAUGGUGGUAGUAGUAGUAGUAGCAGUAGUAGCAGUAGUAGAGAGGUGAGAAUAGUGACAUGCUUGAGUAUGGAUGAAUAUCAAAAGGAGCGCCACGGUCCCUACUUUA